GCUUGGCUCAGUUGGCUGUGACUGAUCUUGAAUCUAGACAGAGAGUGUUCGAGAGAGAGAGAACGGAGUGGUGCGGUGAUGGCGAGUGGUGGAGGCUAUGGCGAUUCGAGCCAAAAGAUCGACUACGUUUUCAAAGUGGUUCUGAUCGGAGACUCCGCCGUGGGCAAGUCGCAGAUACUGGCACGGUUCGCUAGGAACGAGUUCAGUUUGGAUUCCAAGGCUACAAUCGGGGUUGAGUUCCAGACUCGAACCCUCGUCAUCCAACACAAGAGUGUCAAGGCUCAGAUCUGGGACACUGCCGGCCAAGAACGAUAUAGAGCCGUUACAAGUGCGUAUUACAGGGGUGCUGUUGGCGCAAUGCUGGUUUACGACAUAACUAAACGCCAAAGUUUUGACCACAUACCCCGAUGGCUGGAAGAGUUGCGUGGUCACGCUGAUAAGAACAUUGUCAUCAUUCUGAUUGGCAAUAAAACUGAUCUCGAGGAACAGCGAGCAGUACCCACAGAAGAUGCUAAGGAAUUUGCUGAGAAGGAAGGACUAUUCUUCUUAGAGACCUCAGCAUUAGAAGCAACUAAUGUCGAGAAUGCCUUCUUGACCGUAUUGACUGAAAUCUUCAACAUUGUGAACAAGAAGAACUUAGUUGCAGGCGAGGAUCAAGCAAAUGGCAAUCCUGCAUCUUUGACUGGUAAGAGGAUCACUAUCCCCGGCCCCGCACAAGAAAUUCCAGCUAAGAGCAACAUGUGCUGUAAAUCUUCAUGAUUUGAUUAGAUUGUGGCUUUCAAAAUGUGGGAUUGACCCUAGGCUCCUUAUAGUAAUUUUUGAGAAUUCGGCUAUAGUUUGUUUAUAUAUUUUUUAUUUCUUUUAUUUAACUCUGUCUAGCUCUAGCAGCAGAGUUGUUGCAUGUUUUGAGAUGGGAGAUAGAACAAAAAACGAAGUUGAAAUGUAGAUUGCGUUUUGCUGGCCAUUUAUCUUAAAUUUAAGUUUUACGGACUCUUUCAA
Molecule: messenger RNA, 999 nt
Organism: Vitis riparia (riverbank grape)
Lineage: Eukaryota; Viridiplantae; Streptophyta; Magnoliopsida; Vitales; Vitaceae
Product: ras-related protein Rab11D
Exons: 2
Coding region: 79-759 (226 amino acids)
Cellular component (GO): endosome
Molecular function (GO): GTPase activity; GTP binding
Source: RefSeq, a predicted model, not a curated record